Nezara viridula (southern green stink bug) is the source of this 2143-nucleotide messenger RNA. The record is from the annotation of a GenBank genome assembly. NCBI's taxonomy places the organism in Eukaryota, Metazoa, Arthropoda, Insecta, Hemiptera, Pentatomidae.
CGAUGGUUGACAACAACAUGAAAGGUCGAUGGUGGAAUUUACAUACAUUGUAUGUCAAUAUUAUUUUUUAUUUUUGUGUAUAUGAUUCUGUAGAAAGUAUUCAAUAUGCCUACCCAUAUUCAUCGAAUUUUUUGGGCAUUAAGCGAAAUUAUCCUGGUCAUAUUGCCAAGAAGGAUUUUUCUGCAUAUAUGAAAGCUAUGAAUACGAAAAAUCCGGAGAGCUGGACUGGCAGAUGGCUUCCAGAAAGUUCACCAACAGAACUGCCUUCCACUACUGCCCUUCAUCCUGGAAACUUAAAUUCUUCUGUUCCUUUUGCACUAUCUUCUAAUUCUUCUAAAUCUGAGCAACAUUCUUUUUCAUCUCUAAAUCCAGAAAAUGUGACUACAUCUUCAACAGUUCUACAAAAGGAUCCUAUUACAAAUUUCUUGGCUUUACUGUCUUCCUUGGUUUCUGACACAACUCCUGAAUCCUGGAGUGGCAGAUGGUUACCAGAGAGUACCACUGCCAUAACUCCUCUUUCUGAUCAACUAAAAUCUGUACAAUAUGAUAAAGAAUCUGAACCUAGCAUAAAAUAUUCUUUGUCCACAAAACUAAGGAACGAUUCUUUAAUGUCUAGGCCAGAAGAGAGUUGGACUGGAAGGUGGUUGCCUGAGCGGAUAACUUCACGACCUAAUGUCCAGCAGCCAGCUUCUCAAGCAGCUCCAGUUAAUUCAAUGUGGCAGAUGAUAAAUUCUACAUGUGACGAUGGAAAGACAAACCUUACCGUGGAUUGGGAUGGAGACCCGGUGAACUACACAUGUUAUGACCCACACAAUUACUUCGAGCCUAAUCAUGAUCUCCCCAAUCUCAUUAUAAAAAGUGCUAUACCUAAAGCAUACAAAGCUAAGCAUGCUUGUAUGAAUACAAAACUGGAAUAUCCCACAGAUCUUCCUACCUUUGGAACACAUCGUCCAGCCUGGCCUAAAUAUGGUGAAUAUACGUUUCUUCCAAAGCAACGGUGGUUGCAUAAUCUUGAACAUGGUGCUGUUGUCAUGCUGUACCACCCUUGUGCUCACCCUGUGUUAGUGAACGAAUUGAAAGAGAUGGUAGCCUCUUGUCUCUAUCGCCACAUUAUUUCACCUUAUACAUUGUUACCUCCUGACAGGCCAAUGGCUUUGCUGACAUGGGGUUGGGCUAUGCUGUUGACCUCUCCAGACAAACGUGGAGUCAGGAACUUCAUCAGAGAGCACGCCCUCCGUGGUCCUGAAGCCACUUCGAAGAAUGGUCAAUUCAGUCAAGGUCUCAUCAUACCUGCAAAAAUUAUUACAGAUGUUGAUGAUAACAAUGAGCUUGGUCUUUGCCCUCAAACUCUCUUCUAGGCUGUGUAAUGACAGUAUAUUCAUUGUCGACUAACACUAUUUAUCAAAAUAAUUUAUUGAUAACAUAAUCAAACUUUUUUUUCCUUUGGCAACUUGUUCAAGUUGGUUCAAGGACUUGAAUAUUUUAUCAUCACCAGUUAAGUAUUUCUUUUUUAUUAGACUCAUAAGCAAUUGAAUGAUGAGAAUAGUUAUUUUUCUCCAAGGGAAUUUUUUUUUAUGUACUUAACAUUUGAUAUUGUCUUCCAAUGUUGUUUUUUAUCUGUACUUAAAGGUUGUAGUUAUUUUUAGAAUUCAAAAGUACUGUUAAAACAAUAAUUGAAUUAUUUAAAAAAAAAAUGGACAGAAUUUAAAUUGACAUUUAUAACCACCCCUUUUCUAUUUAAAUAAUUGUAAAAAUUAAUUUUUAAAUUAAAAAUAUCAUUUUUAAAAAGUAUUAGUUUUCUUUAAAGAGUUUAGACAUAAUAAUUUUAUAUUUUUGAAUUUAGUAUUCUAAAAUUUUUGUAUGAUAAUAUUUAAUGUCUUAUUUUACUUUGUAUUAUAGUCAAGACGAGGGUAAAUUAAGCAGUGAGUGAUCGAAGCACAAAGCUCCAGAAAAAAAAAAGAACCCCAGGUCAUGAAAUGUACUAACUUUUUACUAAGUUUUUGGAAAUGAUCAAAAAGGUUCAAAAUUUAUAAAAUAGUCGCACAAAUCUAAAAACUAAUUGUCAGAUUGAAUCAGAUACACUUAUUCUCAGAGUUUUCUUGUAAAUAUUUAGGGUAAGGAACAAAUUUUUACAACUUGUCCA